Messenger RNA from Pangasianodon hypophthalmus (striped catfish), 1712 nucleotides. Its product is annotated as P2Y purinoceptor 4-like. The transcript has a single exon. The coding region runs from base 1 to 1173 and encodes 390 amino acids. NCBI's taxonomy places the organism in Eukaryota, Metazoa, Chordata, Actinopteri, Siluriformes, Pangasiidae. The record is from RefSeq and is a predicted model, not a curated record. Gene Ontology annotation, cellular component: plasma membrane. Gene Ontology annotation, biological process: G protein-coupled receptor signaling pathway. Gene Ontology annotation, molecular function: G protein-coupled receptor activity.
AUGCAAUACCAUUUCAGCUUAUCUGUUCCUCACAAAAGAAAAAAACAGAAGAACUGCCCUUGUUUUUCUUCCUCUUUUUUUUUGCAUCCUUUUUCACAGUUGCUGUACUUCACCACAUGCAUACGCAUUUUACAUUUUUUCCUCAGUCCCUCAAAGAUGAACAACAACAAUGAGACGUGCCCUCCAGAAGCCCAGCACAUCAGCCUAACAGUCGCCCUCUGCCUGGUCUACAUGAUGGGAUUUCUUCUUAAUGGCUUCAGCCUCUGGGUCUUCAUCUUCCGGAUGUCCAAAUGGAAUGCUGGCACAGUUUUGCAGUUCAACUUGGCAAUAAGUGAUGCACUCGCCUCUCCUGCCACCCCGCUAAUGGCAGUCUACUUUGUCAACGGGAACAACUGGGAGUUUGGCCCCUUUCUGUGCGAGCUGAAGAUAGCCUUAGUCAGUGCUCACUUCUACGGCAGUAUUAUAUUCCUCACCCUCAUCAGCAUUCAUCGCUACGUGGUUGUGGUCCACUUCAAACGAUCAUUGCCGAUGAAACGGAAAGCCUUUGUGAAGAAGCUGUGUUUUGGAGUGUGGUGUUUUUUGUUAGUCGGCGCCAUAGUAUACGGCAUUCUGCUGCCUGUUACCAACGAAGACGGGCACAAACAAUGCCUUUCCAUACAUCAAAACACACUUACCAGUGUGUACUACAUUAUCAACUUUGUACUCUUUGUUUUUGGCUUUCUUGUGCCUUUCAGUGUGACUGUGGUCUGCUACAGCUGUCUGGCUCGAUCGGUAACACAGGUAAACGUCAACUCGCUACAAGGGCAUUCAAUCAAGACAAAGUCACUAAGGAUGAUAGGAAUAUGUUUGGUCAUCUUUGGACUCUGCUUCUUCCCUCUCAAUGUUACACGGACUGUCGGGGUUGUCAUUAAAAUGUACCACCCUGGACACUGUCAGCUUCUGUUACAAGCGGAAAAAGCGUACUACGCAUCCUAUGUCAUAGCAGGAAUCAACUGUUGCUUGGACCCCCUUAUCUAUUUCUUUGGCUCAUACAGUUUUAAGAAAGCAUUCCAAGGAUCUCUGAAAAUAGUAACAGGUCAACAGGAAAGAGACAACAGAACUGAAUCAGAGACAACAAGUAACAAUGUAAAUAGAAAUGCUGUCUAUACAAUCUCUUCAGGAGUGGUGUUAUAGCACUUCAGUUACAGAACAUCUCUUUCUUGUUCCUAUUAGUAUUUUAAGAUAUGUUUGCUUGUGAUCUCCUUCUGUAAUCGUAUUUCCUGUCAAACAAUUUCUUUGAAAUAGUGAGGAACAAGAGUGCAAUGCUAAAAUAUACUUCUGCAUCUUUGUACACACUCUGAGAUGUUUUCUUCAGCAGUUUAUUUUGUGUUCUUCAGUGGUUUUUGCUUCAGUGGCUUUGCCAUUCUGGUCUUCCUAAUGUAUGUAUUUACCAUAGUGCUGUUAAACUUUUAAGGACAACUUGUAGCAUGAUGUAUGUAAUAAUGUGAUGUAUGCAGUUUACUACAUGUAAAUCAGUGUGAAAUUAUAUAUACAAUGUACACUGCCAGUCAAGUUUUUGAACACCCCAUAUUACCACUUUGGUUUAAGAAAUGGGUUCUAGUUAAUUAAAAAAUAUAAUAUUUAUGUAAGAAAUGUAUGUAACUUAUAGUCUUGGAGUACCUACUUCACCAAGUACAUUUGCCUUGAAUAAAGCACUCAUUUAGAGUCUCAUU